Paramecium tetraurelia is the source of this 1509-nucleotide messenger RNA. RefSeq lists its product as uncharacterized. The record is from RefSeq and is a predicted model, not a curated record. Gene Ontology annotation, cellular component: centrosome. The transcript has 6 exons. NCBI's taxonomy places the organism in Eukaryota, Ciliophora, Oligohymenophorea, Peniculida, Parameciidae.
AUGAGUUAACGAGAUUUGAGUAAUUUGAUUUCGAUCAAUCCCAACGAUCCCCAACAGUAUUAAGACUUGCUGGCGUAUUAUCGAUCUAAAUUGGGAGAAUUCGAGAAGGAAAGAUUUGAAUGGUUAACAAAAUUGGAGGAAAUCAAAAUUUAAUAUGAAGACAAACAUCAAUAGGAAUGGGAAUUACUAAAGAGGAAACAGGAGAUCAAGGAGUUGUAAUAAACAGUGGGAGAGGCAAAAUUAAUGCUAUUUGAGGAGAGAUAAGCCAGAUUGAAGUUGUAAAAGGAGAACGAUGCUUUGAAAGUGAGAGAAUUGGAAGAUAAAAAGAAGAUUGCUGAAUUGAUGGCCAUGAUUGAACCCAUUGAGGAAUAAGUAGUAUUAUCAAAAGAUUUAAGACCUGAAGUAACUACAAAAUAUACAGGUGACACAUUGGCUGUAAGAGAGAAGCAGGGAAAUGUUAAGAUGCACAAUAUCAAUUAAGGAAGGAGCAUAUUAAAAACAGUGUAUAUGCCAAACGAAUAGUUGAAUGCAUAUUAGUUGGAGAAUGAAAAUUUGAAAAAAUAAGUUGAAAAUGCAGAAACAAUGUUGACUCAAUAAUUCGCAGCCUUGAGGGAGGAGUUGAGAGCAAAGGAAGUGGAAACCAAUCUAAGAAUAAAAGAAGACCAAUAGAAAUUAGAUUAAUUGGUUUAAAAAAUAUAAAAAUUGGAGAAACAAAAUGUAGAACUUGUUAAAGAUUGUUAUGCAUAAAAACAGAAAUUUUAGAAUAAGGAGAGGUAGAUGCAAGAGGAUUUGGAAGUAGCAAAGUUGAAGAAUAAAAAAUUGAAGAUGGAAUUGGAUUAAAUCUAAAGGAAAUACAAUAUUGAAAAUAAAACAGCUUUAGAAUUGCUUGAAAAGAAGUCUGAUGAAUACAAUAAGAAAUUCAGAAGUCAAAUCAAAUCAAAAGACGAGCAAUUGUCAAUCAUCAAAGAACAAUAUGAAUAAGUUUAGAAUAUUUAUAUUAACAAAAUAUAAUAAUUGGAAGAGAAUCUAUCCAAAUUGAUUGAGAAAUAUUAAUAAUUGGAAAAGAGAAGAUCCUUGGAAGUUGAAGGGUUUAAGAAUGACAUCAAAAUUUUAACUAAGAAAGUAAAGGAUUGUGAGAAAUCACAUGUGGAAAAAUAAAACGAAAAUAAGUCUCCGGAAGAUUUGGCUAAAUAUUAGGAAGAAGCCUAGUAACUUAAGUAGUAAUUAGCCAAGGAGACAGGCAUUAUCUACUCUUCUGGAAAGAAGAAUACUGCUAAUAAUAAUAAUUAACAAUAAACUAUUAAGGUGAAGGGCAGUCAAUCAAGAGGAGCAUCCAAAACGAUGAAGCAAACAAACAAAUAAAGCAAGAAGGGAAUCAAUAAUUAGAAUUAGAACGAUUAGAGGGAAGAUGAUGAUGCAUCUGAAUCAGUUCCCAUGCAUGAGUUGGAAGACUUACAACGAUAAUUGGAUGAGCUGCAGUAUCAAAUGGAUGUAGCUAAGAAAUAAUGA